AAAAGGACAGUGAGAAACUUGGAAAAGGAAAGAAAAAAAAAAUAGUACUAUUGAAAGACCUCUUCCUCCUUCUCUUCAUCUCCUCUCAAAAACCAGCCACAAAAUUAGAUCUCAAACAUACAAAACGGUGGUAUUUGCUUGUUGAUGAGAAGGGGUUAGUAGUGAACAAUGGCAAGGGAAAAGAUAAAGAUUAAAAAGAUAGACAAUGCAACGGCGAGGCAAGUGACGUUUUCCAAACGCCGGAGAGGGUUGUUCAAGAAGGCACAAGAGCUUGCCAUUUUGUGUGAUGCUGACGUUGGGCUUAUCGUCUUCUCGGCUUCUGGGAAACUCUUUGAAUACGCCAGCUUAAGCAUGUGUGAGAUCCUUCAUAAGCAUAGUAUUCAUUUGGGUAACACGCUAAAACGAGGCAACCAAACUUUGGACUCGCUUACAGGCAACAGUCGCUAUGCAGAUUUGAAGAAAGAAUAUGAUGAUAAAAAUCGUCGGUUAAGACAAAUUAGAGGAGAAGACCUGCAGGGAUUAACUAUAGAGGAGCUAACGAAUCUUGAGAGAACAAUUGAUGGUGGAUUAACUCGUGUAAUGGAAAAAAAGGGUCGACGAAUUAUGGAACAGUUAAGUAGUCUUCAACAAAAGGAAAUGCAACUCCUGGAGAAAAAUAAGAGGCUGAAAGAAAAGAUGGAGGAGUUGCGCAUGGUUGAGAAACAAGCUUUGACUGAUCAUGGCUCAGUGAAUGGUUUCCAUGAAGAAAGCCAAUAUUCCUCUGAAUCAGUUCCACAACAUCAUGAUCUCACUGCUGAUACUUCACUUAAGCUUGGCUUAUCAUGAUUCAAGUGGAAGAUAAAGAGAAAAAACAUGGCCAUGAAUAAUGGGGAGGGAGUAACAUAUAUGCAUAUCCUUUAGAAAUAAUAUAUUAAUGUGUAUGUUAUGUACGUUUUUAAGUUGUGAUAUUGCUCAAGGGUCCUGCAAUGGUUUGCACAAAUGAAAAGUAUGUUUUAUUAGUUGAAGCCAACCUUGGGAACGUUAAUUAGCUGACAAACUGGGCAUCCCUGUUGCCUGUGGAACUGACUGUCGGAGGAUCUUUGCCCUCUUUAAUUAAUUGGCACUACCAAAAUAUUAAAUUAAUGGCUGUUGUUUUUUGUUUUUA
Dioscorea cayenensis subsp. rotundata (Guinea yam) is the source of this 1144-nucleotide messenger RNA. Its product is annotated as MADS-box protein JOINTLESS-like. The coding region runs from base 169 to 825 and encodes 218 amino acids. Gene Ontology annotation, biological process: positive regulation of transcription by RNA polymerase II. The record is from RefSeq and is a predicted model, not a curated record. Gene Ontology annotation, cellular component: nucleus. Gene Ontology annotation, molecular function: protein dimerization activity; DNA-binding transcription factor activity, RNA polymerase II-specific; RNA polymerase II cis-regulatory region sequence-specific DNA binding. Lineage: Eukaryota; Viridiplantae; Streptophyta; Magnoliopsida; Dioscoreales; Dioscoreaceae. The transcript is spliced from 9 exons.